AUGGCGAUACUGGCAGCAUUCGUUCUUUCCACCGGUGUUCUGCCGGUCAUAAAGCAUAUGCGAGAUGUAGGGCUUACCAGUGGGUCGGCAAUAGCUAGGGGCGUCUCUACACUCUCCUUUUCAGUUCUCCUCGGAACCUGCUCGGUUUACAGUACAGAUCUCCCAGUACCACCUGCUGCCGUGACAGCUGAGACAACGGGAAAGCCUAAAACUGAUGACAAAUCAACUCAUGAGGUCGUGACAUCUGAGACAACGGGGAGCCCCAACCCCACAACAGAGGAAAAGACAACGCAUGCUGCUGGUACAUCUGAGACAACGGCGAACCCCACAACAGAGGAAAAGACAACGCAUGCUGUCGGUACAUCCGAGAAAACGGAGAACCCCAACCCCACAACAGAGGAAAAGAAAACGCAUGCUGCAGGUACAUCCGAAACUACGGGGAACCCCAGCCCCACAACAGAGGAAAAGACAACACAUGCUGCCGGUACAUCUGAGACAACGGCGAACCCCACAACAGAAGAAAAGACAACACAUGCUGCUGGUACAUCCGAGCCAACGGGAAACCCCACAACAGAGGAAAAGACAACGCAUGCUGCCGGUACAUCCGAGACAACGGAGAACCCCAACCCUACAACAGAGGAAAAGACAACGCAUGCUGCCGGAACACCCGAGAAGCCUUCAACUGUGACAGUAAACUUUGGGCGGGUACUACUGUACCAUCUAUCCUCACUCACUCUUAGUUGGUGUGAAGGCAUACCCAAGGAGGCCGAUACGAAUACAGCUACUACUAUUUCUACCACAACUGACUACCAAUGUAUCCGGGAACCACAGCAGACGCAACUGCGUCGCGUUUCCACCCGCCCCAUGGUGGCCACGUUCUGUUACACCCAACUCCCUACGUUGGAUGAACCAUUCCCUCCUCUGAACCUGUGUUUUUUAAUGACGGAGCAGCCCCUCACGGCCACGCUACUCCGACUCCUCCUCCUUGCCGCCGGAAUUGAGACCAACCCCGGACCUCUUUGUUGUCCUCCCGGUUUCACCGCCUCUAUCACUCCCUUCUUACCUCCUGGAUACAUUUUGGUGCUAGGUGACGUAAAGCACCAGUGGUGCUCUAACUUGGCGGAGAAGUCCAGGUCGAGAACAGCCAAACACGGCUUCCACCAACGGUACCUCCAGCUCGCCAGUUUUUUCCCUCGCCAGUUUCAGCCUGUUACCCUACACCAUGUGGAGCACAAAAAUCAGCCUGCGUAG
Dibothriocephalus latus is the source of this 1251-nucleotide messenger RNA. Lineage: Eukaryota; Metazoa; Platyhelminthes; Cestoda; Diphyllobothriidea; Diphyllobothriidae. The record is from the annotation of a GenBank genome assembly.